CACGAGGCUAGUUUUGUCUAUACCUUGCCGAGCGCACGAGUGCACGCGAAUUUUUUUCUUUCUUGUGUAUUUUUUUUUAUUUCCUUCAUUGUGAUUUAUUUGUGUAUCAUCUCGCAACGAUAAAGUACAAAUUAAUAUUUUUUUAUUAAUUCUAUUUUUGGAAAGAAUUUUAAAAAUAAGACAAUGUGUGGUUCAUCGGUGGACGAUGGGCUUAAAAAGCAACAGCAUGAGCUGAUAUUAUUUAAUGUCACAUACGAGAAUUUUAAAAUUAGUUAUAGUUUUAUGGUUAAAGUCGUCAAAUUUAGUUAUAUGUGGACGAUAAACAAUUUUAGUUUUUGUCGAGAGGAGAUGGGCGAAGUAUUAAAAUCAUCCACAUUCUCAGCUGGAGCAAAUGACAAACUUAAAUGGUGUUUGCGAGUGAAUCCAAAAGGCCUCGACGAGGAAAGUAAAGACUAUCUGUCACUGUAUUUGCUCCUUGUAUCCUGCAAUAAAUCGGAAGUUCGAGCCAAAUUCAAAUUCUCAAUACUGAAUGCCAAGCGCGAAGAGACCAAAGCAAUGGAAUCACAACGUGCAUAUCGCUUCGUACAAGGAAAAGAUUGGGGCUUCAAAAAGUUCAUUCGACGUGAUUUUCUACUAGAUGAAGCAAAUGGACUUUUACCCGAGGACAAAUUAACAAUUUUCUGUGAGGUCAGUGUUGUGGCUGACAGCGUUAAUAUAUCAGGACAAAGUAAUAUAAUUCAAUUCAAAGUGCCAGAAUGUAAGCUGUCAGAAGAUUUGGGCAAUUUAUUUGAUAAUGAGAAAUUUAGUGAUGUGACAUUAUCGGUUGGCGGACGAGAGUUUCAGGCACAUAAAGCCAUUCUUGCUGCACGAAGUCCUGUCUUUGCCGCCAUGUUUGAGCACGAAAUGGAAGAACGAAAACAGAAUCGCGUCGCAAUCACCGAUGUAGAUCAUGAAGUACUCAAAGAAAUGCUUCGAUUCAUAUACACUGGAAAGGCACCAAACUUGGAAAAAAUGGCUGAUGAUUUACUAGCAGCAGCUGAUAAGUAUGCUCUUGAGAAACUCAAAGUGAUGUGCGAGGAGGCAUUGUGUGUGAAUUUAUCAGUGGAGACAGCAGCCGAGACAUUAAUACUUGCGGACCUUCAUAGUGCGGAUCAAUUAAAAGCACAAACAAUCGAUUUUAUUAACACCAGUCAUGCAACAGACGUAAUGGAGACCGUUGGCUGGAAAAAUAUGGUAACAACUCAUCCGCACCUUAUAAACGAGGCGUUUCGUGCCCUAGCAACGCAACAAAUACCACCUAUCGGACCACCACGCAAACGUGUAAAAAUGAGCUGAAAUAAAGCGUUGACAUCAUUGACCGUGAUGUCAGCAUCAUCCUCAUUAUCAUCGUCAUUAGUAGCCCAUUCAUCUCAUUAUACACCAACUUCCCAAUCAGGAUCACCAUCAUUAACAUCAUUGCUGCAUCAGAAAUUGACAACUAAUAAUUCUAUAAAUGAUACAAACACAACAAAUACACUUGAGGCUGCCGUCGCAUCAGCUGUGAAUCGUUAUUUAACCGCAUCGAUUAAAAACAAUCAACUAAAGCGUCAGCAUCAACAUAAUGAUGAGAAUAUCAUUUCAAUCGAUGGAAAAUCGCGUUUAUUAAAUACAAUUUAAGUUAAAUAAAGAAAAAGAAGAGGAUUAAGAAGAUUUUCACGUAUGUAAAAGCGACUUUAUUUGUUGUUUUGUGUUGCAUUGAUCUCGUGUUGCAGCAAACCUUUUUUUUUUGGAUAAUUUAUCGUCUUUUCUGUUAGCUUUUUAAUUUUUUUCUUUUACAUAAUACAAUCCCUUCCCAAUUUCCGACAAAAGAGAAAAAAAUCCGCAGAAAUAAUGUUUGGGAAACUGUGGUUGUCAAUGGUGAUCUUAAUGAUGACUUUACUGAGGUUAUCCAUAAAGCACAUAAUGUGCUAGGGUACCUGAAAGGCUGUAAGGAUGCCACUGUGAAAUCACAUCCCCAAAAUAACCUUUUCAUUAAGUGUUAAGAGUCAGUUUACAAGCAAACACACAAAUUUGUAAUAAUAAUUAUAAUGUUAAAGAUACAAAAAGAUACCAAUCGAGUCAUAAAUUUAAAAGAAAAGAAAAAAAAAACAUAAUUAAUUAGAGAAAAAAUUGGGAAGUCAAACAAAGCGAAAGGAAAGAAGAAGAAUAUUGAAUUUGAUUGAGGAAUUGAGGGGGUUUUGUUCACAAGUGAUUAAAGUUGGUGGAUUUUGGACACAUACUCCUUUGUGUUAUUCUAUGUAGAAUUUGGAAUCUAAAGGAUAUCAUGAGGGGUGUAUUUAGGAAUUUUAUAAGGGAUUUCAGAUAAGUUUCUACACUAAAAUGAGAUUUAUUAUCCAGAUGAUCGUUCAAAUUUGGGAUCAAAUUUCUAUUAAACAGGGAUCCUUAUGAUAGGCUGUAGCUAGAAUUCUUUAAGGGGUUUCAAAGUUGUUGUAAAAAAACUUCAAUCUCGAUAAAAUUUUUUGACCUCUUUGGAUUCAAUUAGAUGUGAUGUCGAUGAUCCUAUUUAGGUUGGGUCAUAAACAAUCAAUCCUAGCAGAUCCUAGCAUUUCUAGAUUCAUAUUAAUGAACAUAAGUGCUGUUAGAGGAUAUCUUUGAAAACAUGUCAAAAUUCUUUUGUUGGUAACGUUUUUAAGCUUCUUAGGUUGGAUACCUACUCUCCUAUGACGUCAUAAAGUGAACAAACCCCCUCAAAUAAAAAAGGUCAUAUAAAAAUAAUUGAAUUUAAGGAAACAAUUUUUAAAACAAAAAAUAAAGUGAUAAAUGAUGUGAAGUAUCAGAAUUAUAAGAAUUAAAAAUUGAUAACAAAAAAAUUCCUUCUCGAAAGAAAUUGAAAACCACAACAAAACAUGAAAUGAAUUAUUGCAUUAUGCCGAGAGAUGAUUUAAAGAAUAAUAAAUAAAAUUGAAUUAGAGGACGAAGAAAUUUUUUUUAGAAUGAUAAGGACAGAUUUUAAGGAACUAUGAUGAAAAAUAAAAUUUAAUUGCUAGAGAAACCUUUUUUAGAUGUUUAAAAAGUAGUGACGAUGUGAAAAAAAAGGAAAAUUUCAAGAAAAAAAAAAUUGAAAAAAUAUCAAAAUAAAAAAUGCUUUUUUUGGUGAACUAUAAAAAAAACUUUUCUUAUCUUUUUGUGAACGCUUUGGAAUUUAACAUAAAUUUAAUGGAUUUUCAUGACAAAACUUUGUUUUGAUUGCUCGCUUUUGAUGGUCUUUUAAUUCUUCGCAAAUAAGCAGUUCUUCUUUCAUAAAUCAAAGUUGAUUGUGAGCUUUUCCGUAGAAUUCGUUACUUCUUUACAUUCGCGUCUAUAUUAAGCUAUUUGGGAUAUGUUUGUCAUCAGGGUUGAUUUGUAGAUUGGGUUUUGCAUUGUUGAUGGUUUAUUGGUCUUGAAGAUAUUCGAUUCAUAGGUUUUGGGAACUCAUGUUCUAGUUCUAUUGACAGCCGAACAUAAUGUCAAGUUGAGGAUACUCGAAUCUGUCCAACUAGUUUAUUCCCAAAAACGUGAUUUCAAUUCCAGAUUUAAGAUGUCUAAAAUGCUUCAAUAAGCAUAGCAGUCAAAUUGAACCAAACAAUUCAAAACCCAAAUCCACAGACAAUCUUUAAGUCCACAAACUCCUCCAAAAACCUGAAAAUUCAUUAAAUUUCAAAUCAAAAACUUUUUAUCACGAAACAAACUUUUACCAAAAAGGCAAAGAAAUCCUUUGAAAAAUGUGAUCAAAAACAAAUUGAAAAUUUUCCUUUUUUGCUGUAAUUUGACAAGGAUGAGAACAUUUAGCUUUGAGUCGGAAUUAAUCUUUACAUCUGACAGUUUAUUUUUUAUGUUAUUUGACUAUUAUUUUUUUUUUGUCAAUAAUUUAGGAGCUUCUUCAUCAAAUUGUAGCUAAAUUUUUUAUAUUUUAAUUUUCGAGCGACACAAGGGCUGCUUUAUGGCUGCUUCUUAACUAUUUUAUGUCGCUCAGGUUAUGGCAUUCAAUUGACUCAACUAAG
Molecule: messenger RNA, 4019 nt
Organism: Chironomus riparius
Lineage: Eukaryota; Metazoa; Arthropoda; Insecta; Diptera; Chironomidae
Source: the annotation of a GenBank genome assembly